This is a messenger RNA of Gracilinanus agilis (Agile Gracile Mouse Opossum), 1539 nucleotides long. Its product is annotated as zinc finger protein OZF-like. The record is from RefSeq and is a predicted model, not a curated record. The transcript has 5 exons. Bases 1 to 1539 code for a protein of 512 amino acids. Lineage: Eukaryota; Metazoa; Chordata; Mammalia; Didelphimorphia; Didelphidae.
AUGGACUGCCUCCAGAGGUUCCACCUCCUCGAAGGACUUCAGGCUGAGACAGGACGUCCUGGUGGGCAUUCCUGUCCAGAAAAGGUUCGCCCAGGGCUGCCUGUUUCCAAGCUGGACGUGAUGUCCCUGUUGGAGAGAGGAGAGGCGUGGUGGAUGCCCAGAGGAGACGUGCUGAGGAGAUGCCCCCCGGGGAAGAACCAUUAUAAGUAUCCUACUUGCAGGAAGCCCUUCAGUUACCACUCAGACCUAAUUAAAUUUCAUAGACUACAUGCUGGAGAAAAGCUACAUGAAUAUAGUGAAAGUGGAAAGGCCUUUGGCCGAAGACCAAACCUGACUGAACAUCAGAGAAUUUAUACUGGAGAAAAACCACAUGAAAUUGCUAAAUGUGGAAAAGCCUUCAGUGAUAAGAGACUCUGGAUGCAGCAUGAAGGAAUUUAUACUGCAGAGAAACCCUUUGCCUGUCAAGACUGUGGGAAAGCCUUCACCUUUAUCCAGAGGGGAGACCUUAAUAGACAUCAGAGGACUCAUACUGGAGUGAAACCUUUUACAUGUGAUGAAUGUGGGAAAACCUUCAGAGAGAAGGGAGCCCUUAUUAGACAUCAGAGGAUUCAUACUGGAGUGAAACCCUUUGAAUGCAAUGAAUGUGGAAAAGCCUUCAGUGCAAAGGGAACUCUUAUUAUACAUCAGAGAACUCAUACUGGAGUAAAACCCUUUGAGUGUAAUGAAUGUGGGAAAGCCUUCACAGAAAAGGGAGCCCUUAUUAGACAUCAGAGGACUCAUACUGGAAUAAAACCCUUUGAGUGUAAUCAAUGUGGGAAAACCUUCAGUAGGAAGGUAUACUUUAUUAAUCAUCAGGUAAGUCAUACUGGAGUAAAGUCACUUAUUUAUAAUGAAUAUAGAAAAGCUUUCAGUCCAGAAGGAUACCAUAAUAACCAUCAGAUAUCUCAUAUUGGAGUAAAGCCUUUUGAUUAUAAUGAAUGUGAGAAAGAUUUUGGUCUGAAGGGACAUCUUGAAAGUCAUGAAAAAGCUCAUGCUGGAGACUGUGAAGCCUUUAGUGAGAAGGGAUACCUUGAAAGUCAUAAGAGAGCUCAUCCUGGAGAGAAAUCCUUUGAAUAUAAUGAAUGUGAGAAAACAUUCAGUCUAAAGGAAUGUCUUGAAAGUCAUCAAAGAUCUUAUACUGAGGAGAAAUCCUUUGAAUAUAAUGAAAGUGAGAAAUUCUUCAGUGAGAAGGAAAAACCUAAUAGACAUCAGGGGACAGUUAAACCUUUUGAAUGUAAUGAAUGUGGCAAAGCUUUUAUUGCCAGGGGAAGCCUUAUGAGACAUCAAAUAACUCACACUGGAGUGAAACCCUUUGAAUGUAAUGAAUGUGGCAAAGCCUUCAGCCAGAAAGUACACCUUAUUAAACAUCAGUUAACUCACACUGGAGUGAAACCCUUCAAUUGGCUGCUUAUCCACCUUUGGUGUCCACCUCUCAGCCAAUCCAUACCUGUGGCUCUAAGAGGCAUAGCAUCCAGCAAACCAUCCCAGCAGGUGGGUUAA